AUGGCACCGCGCGUUCGGCGGCGUGCUGCAGUGCUGCGUGAGCUGCCGUGCAAGGGGCAGGGCGCGAUGCAGGCGUACACCGUCGCCGCAAAAGAGGAGGGCAACAGCGGCUGGGCGCCCAUCCGCAUUUUUGUCUCCACUGAAGAUCUGAAGAAAGAUGGUCAGUGGAAGUGGAGGAAGAAGAGGUAUUGCGAAAAUGCGGGGGAACAGUGCACCAACUACUUGGGGUACGAAGCAACGUGCACUGCCACGGACGUUUUGUCGGAAGAGAAGAAGGCAUUGUACGAGAAGACGAUUAUCCCCAUGGCAGUGAAGCUGCACGCGGAACGGCUCCUCGUCAAGCCCGUGGUUGACAAAAUAAUUGUGCCAAACGUUGCUGGAGGACCGUGCCAGCACUUUAAAAUUCCAAUUACCCACAAGACC
Messenger RNA from Trypanosoma rangeli, 423 nucleotides. RefSeq names its product surface protease GP63. The record is from RefSeq and is a predicted model, not a curated record. NCBI's taxonomy places the organism in Eukaryota, Euglenozoa, Kinetoplastea, Trypanosomatida, Trypanosomatidae. Gene Ontology annotation, biological process: proteolysis; cell adhesion. Gene Ontology annotation, molecular function: metalloendopeptidase activity. The annotation marks the transcript as partial. Gene Ontology annotation, cellular component: membrane. The transcript has a single exon.